AUGUCAGAAGAUUCAAUAGACUUCCAUAGACGUCAUUCCGUGGAAGAAAAAGUCGACCAUCUCUUCCACAACCUCGGCCAUGCCGCCUUCGACGAAGAAAACAAUGGACUCCUCCUAGUCACCAACCCGGAAUUUUCCACUCCAUCCUCACCCAUCAACCAUUCCCAACCAGUAUCAUCAUCUCCAUACCGAUCAGAAAAACAAUCCCAAUCCCAACCCGUUGCACGUCCCCAAUCAGAUCGACUCCUCCCAAUGGAUCGAAAACCAUUCAUUAUCCUAGUCAUACUAUACAUCCUCCAAGGUGUGCCCGUAGGGCUCGCAUUCGGUUCCAUUCCAUUCAUACUUAAAUCAAAACUCACCUAUUCCCAAGUCGGACUAUUUUCAUUCGCGACCUAUCCAUACUCCCUAAAAUUAUUAUGGUCCCCGUUUGUAGAUUCAAUCUACAACAAACGAAUCGGACGAAGAAAGUCAUGGAUAAUUCCGAUUCAAUUCAUCUCAGGGAUGACGAUGUUGUAUUUGAGUAAAAAUAUUGAUGAAUUGGUUUCCGGAGACAAUCCGGCCGGGAAUUUAGGAUUGAUUACGAUGAGUUUUUUUAUGUUGAUUUUUUUCUGUGCUACCCAAGAUAUAGCCGUUGAUGGCUGGGCUUUGACAUGUUUAUCAAAGGGGAGUUUGAGUUUUGCAUCGACGGCUCAGACGAUUGGGAUAAAUACCGGGUAUUUUUCUCUGUUUACGGUUUUUUUAGCUUUGAGUUCUCCCGAUUUCGCUAAUCGGUAUUUAAGAACCCAGCCACUUGAUGUGGGAUUGUUUAGUUUGGGGUCAUAUUUGAGAUUUUGGGGUUGGAUGUAUUUGAUAGUCACGGUUAUAUUGAUCCUUUGGGUGCCGGAAGAUCCACCUCAUUUAUACACCCAACUCGCCAAAGAAAAAUCCCAUGACUUAUACAACCCCAGCUACAAAACCAAAUCCGACCUUACUCCAGACACACUGUCCCCCACCACGAAAUGGAAAGAAUUACUCGGGGUAUAUGAAUCAAUGUAUCAAGUCCUCAAACUCCCCAACGUCCAAACCUUCAUCAUCAUCCUCCUAAUCUCCAAACUCGGCUUCCAAGUCAAUGAAGCCGCCACCAACUUAAAACUCUUGGAAAAGGGUUUAUCCAAAGAAGACCUCUCCAUUACCGUGCUAAUCGACUUCCCAUUUGAAUUGAUCUUCGGCUAUUACGCCGCCCGAUGGUCGAACGGAAAAUCCCCCCUCAAACCAUGGAUAUGGGGCUACAUUGGCCGUCUAAUCGCCGCCGGACUCGCCCAGCUUGUGGUGUAUUUCUUCCCGGAGGAUGGAAAGAUAGGCAGGGGAUAUUUCGUAAUGAUCAUCUUACAGCAUUUAUUAGGGUCUUUUAUGUCCACGAUCCAAUUUGUUUCAUUGUGUGCGUUUCAUACCAAGAUUGCUGAUCCGAGUAUUGGAGGAACAUAUAUGACUACCUUGAAUACUUUGUCGAAUUAUGGUGGGACUUGGCCGAGGAUAUUUAUAUUUUACUUGAUUGAUCAAAUUACCCAAUGGGAAUGUGUGACCCCAAAUGGGGCGAGGUUUCCGGUGGGGAAUAGUGAUGCAGAGAGACAGAGGUGUUGGAAUUAUGAUAAUGGAGGAGGGGUGUUGCUGAUUGUUAGAGAUGGAUAUUUUUAUACGAAUGCGUUAUGUAUUGUCAUGGGGAUAUUGAUCUUGAUAUGGGUGAAGAAGAAGGCGUUUUAUUUACAAUCAUUGCCUAAUUCCGCUUGGAGAGUUAAACGUGAAUAG
Hemisphaericaspora subhashii is the source of this 1785-nucleotide messenger RNA. RefSeq lists its product as uncharacterized. Bases 1 to 1785 code for a protein of 594 amino acids. The record is from RefSeq and is a predicted model, not a curated record. Gene Ontology annotation, molecular function: acetyl-CoA transmembrane transporter activity. Gene Ontology annotation, cellular component: membrane. Lineage: Eukaryota; Fungi; Ascomycota; Pichiomycetes; Serinales; Debaryomycetaceae. The transcript has a single exon.